Populus euphratica (Euphrates poplar) is the source of this 907-nucleotide messenger RNA. RefSeq lists its product as uncharacterized. The transcript has 3 exons. The record is from RefSeq and is a predicted model, not a curated record. NCBI's taxonomy places the organism in Eukaryota, Viridiplantae, Streptophyta, Magnoliopsida, Malpighiales, Salicaceae. Bases 23 to 442 code for a protein of 139 amino acids.
CUACCAUCAGUUGAGCAGCGGCAUGGACAAUAAAAUGAUCGCGAUAAGGAAGGGCCGACGCGCAACUCGAAGCAUGCAGAAAAGAAAACCAAGGGACACCAAACUAACUAGGAGUAUCAAGAGGAUAAGAGCUGACAUGGCGGAGAUCAACGAGGGCCAGGAACGCAUACGAGAUGGACAGAAAGAAGUGAGGGAGAAAUUUGAAGAAAUAAGCAAAGAGACUGCCAAACUGAAAGAGGAAACUAAUAUAAUCAUCAAGCAGAGCGCUGCAAAUCAAGUCAGGCUUGACCUCAUGUUUCAAAUUAUCAAAGCAAGAUCAGAGAAUGAUGCCCCCAGGGACGCCGUUCUGACUCAAAUCUUGCGGGAACUAAUUAAUGGCAAAGCAGAACCUGAGCUCAAGCAAGCUCCCCGAGGAGAGGCAAUAACAAGAUCAAUAAAUUAACCAUGCUUGUGCGCGCGCAUACACUUAGAUUUAGGCAGUUUAUGAUUGAAAAAAAGUGCAAAUAAAAAGGAAUAUCUGAGAAUUUAUCCCAUAUCGAAUAAGUAUAAAACAAAAACCAGUUUAUAUAAAAGAAUUGAGAAAAGGCCUCUCAUAACUAGGCUUGUGUAAAGGACUUGGUAUCAUGAUGACAUGCUCAAUUGUGAGCUGGUUUUAAGUCUAUUUUAGAGGGAAAACAUUCAUACAAGAAACAUUCAUGCUCAAUUGUGCUUUACAAUACUUGGCUUUUUUACACCUCUUAAUAUUGCUGUCAACUAUGUCAAUUCAUGAACGCCCCCACCCCCACUGUGAGGUUGGUUGCCACAAUUAAUGUGCAAGAUGUUAAAGGUUAGCAGCCACCAUUAUUGAAGAAGAUUUGGAGUUGACAGCCAUCUUUUUGAAGAAAAGCCUCCAUGAAUGGCUAUAAAU